Molecule: messenger RNA, 3513 nt
Organism: Hydractinia symbiolongicarpus
Lineage: Eukaryota; Metazoa; Cnidaria; Hydrozoa; Anthoathecata; Hydractiniidae
Product: metabotropic glutamate receptor 3-like
Exons: 1
Coding region: 732-3173 (813 amino acids)
Biological process (GO): regulation of synaptic transmission, glutamatergic; G protein-coupled glutamate receptor signaling pathway
Cellular component (GO): membrane
Molecular function (GO): adenylate cyclase inhibiting G protein-coupled glutamate receptor activity
Source: RefSeq, a predicted model, not a curated record
UGUACGUAAAAAAAAAAGAAAGAAAGUACAAAUGUUACACACUUUUAAAAAUUGCUUUUGGUAUACAAAUAAUCAGUUCAGUAACUAAGAUGAGCGUAUUGCAAUCCUUACAUCACAAAUUUAAAUUAACAAAACGUAUAAAUUGUAGUAUAAUUUAGAUAAAGGACUAUUAAAAUCUUGUAAUCAAGUGAACACGACUAGCUGGUUUAAAUGUUCCUAAUAAAACUUUAGGCAGUACGUAUAUACACUUGCUUCAAAUAUUUGCAAGCUUUUUGUUACUCAUUAGCUUUCUUUAAAUAGCAGUCCCCAUUUUUUGUGUUGUGCUUUUAAAAAAUGAAAAAUGAGACAUUUUGCUACUCUCAAUUGCCCAUUCAUCCUAAUGAUAUGUUGAUAUAUUUGUGUAGGCUGGUGGAAUUAUUGAAAGCUAGAAAUGCAUGCUAUGGCAGUGCUGACGUUUAUGUCAGUUAGUAGUGUAUGGGCCCAAUUAUUUCCAGGUAAUACACAUUUUUUAAACUUGUGUUAACAUGCGCCUAAAUGCGUUAUCACGCACUGAACAUGGACAAUUCAAAAGUUAUUAUUGCAAAGCCUGUUUCGUACAUAUAUCUAUCAAAUUAAUCAUGAGAGUUUUCUAUCGUAGGCAUGUUUGGAAACUUUAAUUAUGUAUUUUUAGCGUUAUAAUUUAUCUAUCUUUUGUCGUCAUAGGUAAAGGUACUUUCAAAAUAGUGGGAAUAAUGCCAAUAUGGAACGAAGAAAGCAAACUGAAUUAUCAAUCUGGAUUCAUGAUGGCAAUGGCGAUGCAAUAUGCUAUCGAACAUUUAAACAACAAAACCUCAGAUGGCUAUAAUUUCGACUAUGAAAUAAUCGACGCCAAUAAUAGAGAUGAAGUAAAUAGAGGUUUCUUAAAAGCAUUUUUAGACAGUGGUGCUUUCGUCAUUGGUCCUUUUUCAUCCGAAACAUCCUAUACAGCAACCGUUCUGACAAGCACAUUUAAAAUUUUAUCAAUAAGCUAUGGUGCAACAUAUAGCGAAUUUGCCAAUCAUGGUAUGUCCAAAGGAAAUAUGCUUCGAACAGUACCAUCUGACUCUUACCGCAUUGAUGCAGCUCUAGAAUUUCUAAAGAAAAUUAAAUGGAAUUACGUAGGGGUUGUUGGUUCAUAUGGUAAUGACGGACAAAGAGAAGGUGCCAAAUUCGUAAACAAGUUGAGUUCAAUUGAUGCUUGCUUGAGUAUGAAUUUAAAUAUCCCUUCAAACGGAACGAAAGAUGACUAUAAUGACAUUUUGAAUCGUUUGAAUAGAUACACUAGAAUUAAAGUUUUAAUCCUGUUUACCACUUUAAGAGACUCUAGAAAUAUGUUCAAAGCUAUUGGAGAAUUGAACUUAAGAGGCCGGUUUUAUAUCUUGUGCAUGUACGGAUGUACUAACUUUUUUGAAGUUACGCAUGGAGUGGAACAUAGUGCGCUAGGGGUAAUUAGCUUAGAUGUAAAUUACCCCAAAGUAAAAGGGUUGAAGAAAUAUUUUUUAAAUCAAAGACCUUCAAAUACGUCUGCAGAUUAUUUCAAAAAAUAUUGGCAGGACGUAUUUUCCUGCAAUCUUAAGUAUAGUACAAACCGAAAGUAUGAUAGGAACUGCUCUGACAAGGAACAGUUGUCAGAUAAGCACUAUUUUCCUUUGAGCCCGGUGUCACUGGUUGUGAAUGCAGCGCAUUCUAUUGGUGAAAUAGUUAAAUAUUUGAUACAACAUGCCUGUCGGAGUGGUACAGAUUUUAUUAAAAAUGACACUUGUACUUUACACCCAAAAAGAGAUCUUAAAUAUUAUGAUAUACAGUUGUACAUAAUUGCAAUCUAUUAUCUCCAUGUGACUGAAGAUGGGAAAAUCUUAGACAACAGUCCAUUGGUAGACAGUUUUGAUCCACAACUCGCUAUAAAAUAUGAUUUCCAUCAGUUUACCAACAACAGUGGUUCAUUCGAAAACCAAUUAAUAGGUCGUUGGGUGACUUACUACGGUGAUGCAAAUAAAAUUUCAAAGCUAGUUCUAUAUAACAAUCAAAAUCUGUCCGCAAUGAAAGCUACUUGCAGUAGUGAUUGCCCACCAGGCUUUAUCAAAGACAGAGAUGCAAACAUUCAAAUAUCAAGAUGUUGCUGGAGGUGCCAAAUAUGUCCACGGAAUACAAUUGUGGUAAAUGACACGUGUCACCCUUGCAAGGAAACAGAAAAAGCACAAAUCAAUCGGAAUAUAUGCUUAAAGCUACCAGUAAAAUUUAUUGAUUUUGACACCAGUGUUCUACCUUAUGUCGUUGUUAUUAUUUGUGUUAUUGGACAUUGCUUAGUUUUGAGCGUUGUUGGUUUUUUCAUCAAAUAUGACAGCUUCCGUAUUAUCCGUGCAUCCGGUCGUGAUUUAUGCUAUAUGAUGCUGAUGGGUAUAUUUCUUGUGCUUUCCUGUCCAAUCAUAUUUCUCGUACGACCAACACUGUUCGUAUGCAUCGUACGUGAAGGAUUGCCGGGAGUGGCGUUUUUGUGCUGUUACGCUCCUUUGUUUUUAAAAGUCAAUCGGAUAUACCGGAUUUUUAAUCAUGCUACCAAAUCGGUAACUAAACCGGUAAUGGUAAGCUCCAGAUCAUUACUGAUUACAGCUUCCAUUAUUGUUUCCGUUCAAAUAGCAUUAAUGGCAGUAUGGUUUAUAUCAAAUGUUCCACAACCAAUACAAAUUAUUUCUAGUCACAAGAGUUACAUCACGCUAAGCUGUAAAGAUACCGCAAGCCCUUUAUUGUUGCUUCUAAACUUAGCUAUUAGUGUCUUUUUUAUGCUUGCAUGCACUGUUCUUGCCUUCAAAACAAGACACUAUCCAAAGAACUACAACGAAGCAAAGUAUAUUGGGAUCUCGCUUUACAUAACUUGCGUUGCAUGGUCCAUUUUUGUGCCUGCCUACUUUCUUUUACCAAACAGAGAUUAUUUAAGGGAAUAUUUUAUGAGCGGUAUCUGCAUUGUUAUAGGUUAUAUCACGCUGGUUGGUUUGUUUGGACCUAAAAUUCGAUUGUUGAUCUGUCAACGUGAUUUACAAUGUGCUAACGAAAACCUCCCCUCUUGGCAUUUGAGUCAAAACAGCUCAACGAAUCGUCUCAAACAAUCACAAUGUUCUACAGAAAGCAGUUUUCAGUCAAACGAUUCGUGGUUGUGAUGUAAAAUGAAAUAAGAAUGACUAUUGAUGUGUGCUUGUUCCGAAAAGUUAACCAAAUUUUCGUACAGAGUGGGAUGUAAUCUCACACAAGUCAAACUUUUCGAUUUCUAGUAACAGCUUUUCUAGGACUGACGCCUGAGACUGUCCAUGGGAAGAAUGCUGGAAAAGUUGGAAUCACAUGGAUUUUGAAAGAAUGUUUUUACUUCUUAGAAUUUGUAGAUGAUUAGUUCGUUGUUUUUUUAACUUUUUUGUAGCUAAUACUAUAGUACGAGUAUAAUAUGCAGAUUUUUUUAAUAUUUCUUCCUAGCUGUUUUGUUUAUUUGGAACAAGGCUAGCAAUA